AUGGAAUUUAAUUCAGGUGUUAGUAUGUUUUUGCCUGAUACGAUUGGCCUCAAUGGAAAUGAUUUCGAUGAAGAGGAUCAUGAAGAUAUAGUUCAUGAACAAACGAAUCAAAACGAAAUUGUCGAAUUGAUCAUGGCUGCUUUUGAAGGGCAUGAAGAGCCAUCGGAUGGCGAAGAUGAGGACGAUGAGGACGACGAUGAUGAUGAUGAAUCUCUCAACACAUCCAAUGCUGAUCAACAUCAUCAUCAAUCGAAUGAACAUGAGGUAUUAAAUACGAAUAAUAAUAACAAUAACAAUGAAAAUUAUAUUCAACAUCAACAACAGCAGCAGCAACAACAACAACACGAAUUAUUGUACCGAAAUCAUCUGUAUCAGCAACCAUUAUAUUCCACUCCAGCUGUAUCUACUCCGCCGCCAUUAGUUCCACCAUCGACUUCAACAGAUGUUCGUCGAUUUGAUGAUCAUACUCAAUACACUCAACCGCGUUAUCAACAAUCAUUCGAUGAUCAUAAUAAAACUGAACAAAAUAUUCCAUUUUUAUCGUCGAAAAGUUCAGCUUUGGUGCAUUAUCAGAAUCCUAAUCGUCAAUUAAAUCAUGCAGCCGCAACAGCUGUUCAAUACUUUGAUGCAUUACCUACGAUAGAUCUGAUUGAUCCUAUGCAAGCUCAAUUCAUGUAUCAAACCUCAGCAUUAAAUGCUUCCGAUGCACAAAAUGAACUCAAUAAAUUCCGAAUUCUAUGCAACGCCAAAGAUCGCAAAGUCACCGAAUUACAAAAUCGUUGUGCUCAAUAUCAUGAAAAAUACAACAGUGAACUACGCGCUCUCAAACACAAGAUUGAAUUGAGCGAUCGGGGUAAAUACGAUUACGAGCAACGUUAUCAAUCGAUAACCAGACAGUGUGAAGAGUUGAUCGAAACAAAUAAUCAAUUACAACGGACGAUUAAAGAUGCCGAAUUGCGCAUUCAACAACUAGAAGGAACUAAAACACAAUUGGAACAAAAAUUGGAUGAUGCAGAGUCAUUGAUUGAUUCUCUUCACCGCAAAGUGAAUGAAUUGCAAAGAUUCGAUUCGAUCGCACGCACACAACAAGAUUGUGAACUUCUUCUGGCUAGUACACGUGAAAAGCAUGAGCAAGAAAUGUUGAAUCUCAAUGAAAAACUACAAAUCACACAAAUGAAUCUACAAGAGAAGACGAUGGAAGUCGAUGAACUCCGUGUUCAAUUAGAAACUGCAUGUAAAAACAACGAAAAGGCUAUUUUCGAACGUAUGGAAUCGAUUAGUCAUUUGAACCAACAAUUACAUGAGUGUCAACGGCAAUACACGGAAUUAUUGACCAGUAAAUCGAUGGAGACAUUUAAUCAAACUGAACAUAAACGACAAUUAACUCGUUUAACUGAAGAAAAAGACAAACUCGAGCUCACAUGUCAAGAAUUUCAGUCCGAAAUUCGAACAUUACGCGAACGGCUUGGCGUGACAGAGCAUGAAGUAAACAAUGAUCUAUUUGGUAUAUCAAACAUCAGUGUUAAUGAAUUAUCGAGUAUCAAUCGACAAGUUGUUCCACACAAUUCAACUAGUGUUGAGAAUCCGAAUGACUCGUUAACUAUUGAAAAUCAGCACUUGAAAGAACGUAUCGAUGAAUUCGCCUCGAAUGAGAAACAUUUGAUUGAAAUCAAUGAAGAUUUACAGCGGCAAAUACAAGAAUUGCAACGUCAAAGCAGUUCAAGUGUGGAGGAAAUGGUCGUAUCCAGCACUGUGCAUAUGGAACAAAUUCAUAGUCUCACAAAAGAAAUUGAAAAAUUAAAGAAAGAAUAUGCGAGUCUACAAGAGAAAUAUGAAUACGAAAAGCAAGAAAUGCAAACCAUUAUUGAACAAUUACGCGAAGAUAUUAUCGAUCUAGACAAGACUAAGCAGUUGUAUAUCGAUGUUUGUCAGGAGAAGAACUCGAUUGAAGAUAAUCUCCGUGCGAAAUAUGAGUAUGAAAUCAAACUUAAAUUAGAAGAUCUGCGUCGAACAUUCGAACGAGAUUAUAGCGACAAAAUAACACAAUUCAAAACCCAAGAUCAACAGACAUUGAAAUUUAAAUAUGAUCAAGAUUUAGAACAACAAGCAAAAGAAAUCGAACGAAUGAAAAUCAAUCACGAGAAAACGAUUAAUGAAUUAAAUAUCGAACUUGAUCGAUUGCGUGCGAAUGACGAUGCGAAGAGUCGAUUGUGUUAUGUGGAGAAAGAAUUCGAACAACUCAAACAUGAUUAUUCUGAUUUACAUUCGAAACAGAAAGAGUUGCUCAACAAUUGUAAAGGACUCGAAGAUGAAAAUCAAAAUCUCCUACAAACUAUCGAACAGCUCGAUCAAGAAAAACUUCAAUUGAAAGAAAGUUACGACAAAAUGGAAAGAAAACUAACAAACGAACUUCGUGAAUUACAACAAGCAGACCAAAAGCAGAAUCUCGAUGAUUUACAAACUCGUAUACGAAAUUAUGAAAAUGCCGUCAGUCAAUACGAAGAAUAUCGACUGAAACUCGAAACAAAUCUACAGAAAAUCACGCAGCAACGCGAUACGAACAAGAUGGAUCUACGAUUGGCGAAAGAAAUGUUGAAUAGCAAAGAGAAUGAAUUAAAUCAGUUGAAAAUACGUUUUGACGAGACCGAACAGGCCCUUCAGCGGUACAAAGAACGCCUUGCAAAUAAUGAUACGAUAUCAAAUGACUUGAAGAAACAAAUGGAACAGUAUGAACAGCAGAUUUUGGAAUUGAAUCAAGCACGAAUCAAAGAUCUGAAAGACAAAGAAGCAGAAUGUCGCGAAACGUUACUUUCCAUUCAAACCGAAAAGAAUCAAUUCGAACAACGUUUGCAAGAAGCGAAUCGUGCUCUCAAUUUGGCGGAUAGCCAUUUGAAACAGGAGAUCGAGAAGAUCAAAACUAGUCUCGAACAGGAGUACAGUCGUCGUUACGAACGUGACCAGAAACAGCAUCAGCAAGAAUUGAAUCAGUUGCAGCAACAGUUAACGAAUGAACUCGAAAAACAUAAGACGAUAACGCCGGUCAUGCAAGCGAACAAUUCAGCUCAAGAUAUCGAAGAAGUGAAGAAAAUGUACCGAACGGAAAUCGAUCGUUUGUAUCGAGAGAAUAUCGAGUUGAAUCAAAACCAAGCGAAACUCAUUGAUUCACAUCAGAAACAAAUGCAAAUCAUGAAGAAAGAUUUAGAUGAUGGAUACAAUAACGUUAUUAACGAAUUUCAACACGAGCAAACGCGUUUACAAACGCGCUGCGAGCAAUUGAAACAACAAUUGCAUGAUGCUGAACAAAUAAAUGAACAACUGAAGAAAACGCAUUUGGAUGAUAUGACCAAAAUGAAAGAGAAAUACACCGUCGAACAGGACCAUAAGAAUCGACAAGAAAAUCUGCAGAAUCGUCUUGAUCAUUUGGUCAAACUAUUAGAACAGUCGAACGAGACGUUGGCUCAAGAACGUGCACUACACACGAAACAAGAGAACGAAUAUCAAGAAACAAUUUCUUCCCUCCAAAAGAAAAUUGCGGAUAUGAUUAAACAGCAUACGAAAGCAAUGGACGAAAUCAAACGCGAACUUCAUCAGGAACGUCUCUCUACUCAAGAACGUCUAACCACACGAGUAAUAUCCGUACCCGAAUAUGUUCAAACGGAUCUUUCGUUCAAUGAUAUCAAAUCAGAUUACCUGGCUACGGUAGAGAAACUACGAGUGGGAAUAGCUCAUUACAUGGACAAUCUGGAUAUAUCAGUAAGAAAGCAAAUCCAAAAUGAACUAGUUCGAAGUCGUAAUUCAAUGAUUAAAGAAAUCCGUCGAGAACUUUUCGAAAAAAUGACCUUCGCUAUGAGAAGUCAAGGAGUCCCUGACACCACUAUCGACGUGCAUGUGUUUGAACUUGAUCGUCUUCUAUCACAAAUGGCUCAAGAUUGUUUGAAUUCAUUGAGCUCAUCGCCAUCAACAGUAUCAUCAAUGUAUUCAAUUUCUUCAUCAACAUCGUCGCUAUCGUCAUCCGCACAACGUCAAUUACCUCGUUCUAUUGUCUACGAUUCAGGUUCAUCAUCCUUAUCGAAAUCGAAACUAUCGGAAAAUCAUCAUACGCCAUUGAGAAAAUCUAUUGAAUGUCUCUAUGUGACACCAACAACACCCAAGCAGACAGCCCCAUUAGCUCCGCAUUGUCAAUUUCCGCUUGAUGAUGACAAUCGUUCGAAAUCAGCGUCGACGAUGGCCUUAGCUAGUCACAAUACUUCUACACCCACCGUUCUUUUAACUCGAACGCACAAAUCUCCGUACGGAAAUAAGAAUUCGAAAAUGAAGCUCUACAGAAGUGAAGACGAUAUCAUGGCUGCCGUUCAACGGCAAGAAGAACAUCGUCGAACUGAAGUCGAAGAUGUUGAUGACGAAGAUGGAGAUACAAUUACCCUAUGUGAGAAUGAAGAUCAACAACAACAACAACCACCACCACCUCAACAAACUAAUGUUCGAGCAUUGGCAAGACAAUUUGAACAGAAAACUAACUCGUUACCAGGUCAUAAUCGUUCCAAAACUCGAAAUCUCGAUCACUCGUUAACAACAUAUUAUGCAACUACACGAACAGUUAUUAAUGAACAACACGAAGAAAACGAGGAGGAAGCAUUAACAUGGCCACAACAUCCUCAACAGCCUCCAUCACAAAGUGGUGGAAUAAAGAAAUUUGUUCGCAAUGGAUUGAGACUAUUCUCUACGCAACAACAGUCGCACGUGCAAAACAAAAAGAAAUAA
Adineta ricciae is the source of this 4761-nucleotide messenger RNA. The record is from the annotation of a GenBank genome assembly. Lineage: Eukaryota; Metazoa; Rotifera; Eurotatoria; Adinetida; Adinetidae.